GAGAGCGCAGAUGAGCCCCAGCCGGGUCCUCUUUCAAACAUACACACGCUGAUACACAUGCAACGCUCCACGUCCCACACACACAUAAAUGCCAGGUCACUCAUACACAUGCAACCCAAUAACGAGAGCACCGUCAGUCCGAGCUGCAUGCCGCUGUCGGUGGCAGAGCUAACCGCUUCACCGAGACACAGCGCCGGGAUCCCGCGGUGAGAGGAGUCGCUGCUGCUGCUGCUGCUGCUGCAUUCCUCCCACAAAGAGGAGCGGAGAGGGACCUCAUUUGGGGGGCGGUAGAUAAUUCAACAGCAGUGCUGGGAGGAGAGGAAGGUGAGUGAAUGCAGUCCAGUACUACAGCUGCUGUUGCUGGAAGAAUAAGAAGAGGAAGAAGCUCAGUGUUGGAGGAGCAACAUCAUCCUGCACUCAGACUCAGACAGAGCAGACGGCCAACAGUGAUCUAAGCACCUCCAGGCUUUCCGAUGGAAGGAGAGCUGUGCAAGAUCUAGUCCUGGGUCACUCUGGUGUCGUGUCUAUGGGAGUCUGCAGGCCAGGCAAACAUCCCCGACAACUAAAGUCACCUCCACAGAGUACAGUGUCUGGCCCAGUGAUUCAGCCCCGGACAGGAGCAGGAGGAAGCCGUGGAAAGGAGGGCCAUGGGGGUGAGUCUGGGCCAGGAUGUAGGCUGGCUCCUGCCUUUCCUGUUCUUGCUUCUCAUGAUCACAGUGUCACCCAGCCAUGCUCAAGGAUGUCCCCAGCGUUGUGAUUGCAUUGCGAAACUCAAGACUGUGUCCUGUUUCGGUAAACGCCUUUCCUCACUGCCAGAUGGCAUCCCAGGGGACACCAAGACCCUGGACCUCACCGGGAAUAAACUUCGCUGGGUGGAGCAUGGUGACCUGCUCCCAUUUACACGUCUUGAAAAGCUGGACCUGAGUGAGAACAUGAUCAGUGUCCUCGAACCGAAUGCUUUUUCUAGUCUCCAGAACCUCCAGUCACUUUCACUGAGGAGCAACCAACUGAAGCUGGUCCCCAUGGGGGCUUUCUCACGUCUCUCCAACCUGACUUCAUUGGACCUCAGUGGGAAUAAGAUUGUAAUUCUUUUGGACUUUACUUUCCAAGAUUUGAAGAGUCUGACAAAUCUGGAAGUUGGAGACAAUGAUUUAGUUUAUAUUUCCAACAAGGCCUUCCUGGGUCUAGUGGGGCUGAAGGAGUUAACCAUUGAGCGGUGCAACCUGACGUCUGUGUCCAGCCAGUCUUUGUCCUACCUGCAAAACCUGGUGACUCUGCGUCUGCGCUACCUCAGCAUCUCCAGCUUAGAGGACCAGAACUUCCGUAAACUGGGAAACCUGAAGGGCCUUGAGAUCGAUCACUGGCCCUUCUUGGAGCACAUUGCCCCUCACAGCCUGCAGGGUCUCAACUUAUCUUGGCUGUCUAUAACUCACACUAAUAUAACCACUGUGCCCACCUCCGCCCUACGCAGUCUGGCACAUCUCACCAGCCUCAACCUCUCCCACAACCCCAUCUCUGUGCUGGAGUCCUGGGCGCUGCGGGACCUUAUUAGGCUGAAGGAGCUGCAUCUAGUAAACACAAAUCUGGUGGUGGUGCAGCCAUAUGCGCUUGGUGGUCUUAGGUCCAUCCGUCUUCUUAACUUCUCCAAUAACGGCCUGGUGUCCCUGGAAGAGGGAGCCUUUCAGUCCGUCAACACUCUGGAGACGCUGCGUUUGGACGGGAACCCUCUGGCCUGCGACUGCCGCUUGCUAUGGAUCCUCCAGCGCAGGAAGACCCUUAAUUUUGACGGCGCCUCCCCAGUGUGCAUGUCACCCGUGGAGGUGCAGGGACGGGCGCUUAACGCUUUUUCCGACUCAGCUCUCUUUGAUCACUUUACCUGCCAGAAGCCCAAAAUCCGCAACAGGAAACUGCAGCAGGUUACUGCCCGUGAGGGACAGGUGGUGUCUUUCAUUUGCAAAGCAGAAGGUGAGCCGGCACCGAUGAUAUUCUGGAUCUCUCCUCAACGCCGCCGCAUCACCACAAAGAGCAGUGGCCGCCUCACAGUGUUACGAGAGGGCACUUUAGAAAUACGAUACGCACAGGUGACAGACAGUGGGACCUACAUCUGCAUAGCUAGCAAUGCUGGUGGCAAUGACACCUAUUUUGCCACACUUACAGUCAGUGGGCUGCCUCUAGAUGCAGCUCUUAUGGCCAACCGCACGUAUUAUGCUGGAGACCUUAAUGACACAAAUCUGAAUGACACCAGAGUCUUCUUGAAGUUUACUUUGGACCUACAGACCAUCCUCAUAUCCACGGCUAUGGGCUGUAUCAUGUUCCUGGGGGUGGUUCUGUUCUGUUUCAUUCUGCUCUUUGUGUGGAGUCGAGGCAGAGGGCAGCACAAGAACAAUUUCUCAGUGGAGUAUUCCUUCAGAAAGGUGGAUGGACCCGCUGCCAGUGGAGGGCAGGGUGGGGCACGCAAGUUCAACAUGAAAAUGAUUUGAUUAUUCUGGACUGUUUCUCUCAUUAGUGUUGUUUACAAGCAGUUUCAAGCUGAAGGGACAAUAAACUGGAUUAGACUUUGUGCUUGAAAAUCAUUUAAUACUGUUAUUUAUAGGACAUUUUAUUGAGGAAAAGGUUUGUUACCAAAACUACUGUAUACACAGUAUGAGAUCAAGAAAAUCUGCAUGGAUUUGAUACGUGUAUUUCUAUUGCUUAGUUGUGCGUUGUCAUUUAUUUGCAGAAGAAACCUGGAUCAUUAAUGUGUAAAAGAUGUCUCGAAUAGACUGUUAAAAGGAACAAAAUCAGUCCCACCAGUUUUUAACCUCGACAAAUCUCUUGCCAACUCCAUCCUCCUGCCCUACAAGGAACUCUGUCCCCUUCAUCUCGCUGCUCCAUCUGAGGUGAUGCAAGGUCUCCAAACUCAUGAAUACAUUAUAACAAGGUGGUGCUCAAUGAAUGCCAAUAACUUGCCAAUAUGUAUUUGAAUAGUUCCAGCUAUAUACUGCAUAUUUAGACGUAUUUACAGUCAGGACUUUAGAGCACUUUUGUCACAUAAAUACAAAAGCGCUUAUUUUUUGCUGAUGCUAGGUUUGUAUAGAUUACAUUAUAAUCUGCAACACUGCCAAUUUGACUGGAAAAACACCAUAAAAUGUGGUAAAGGGAAGUGACUUCUCAUUGGAUACCACUAAACGUUGGUCCAAGCCGUUUUAAUCACAGACAGCACUCUGCCGGUUAGGUUUUCAAUUGUUUAUUCAGUACACUGUUCUGUCCUCCUGGUAUAAAAAAAAACGUUUGUAAAAGAAAAACGCAUGUACAGAGUUGGCUUCUUACUUUGUGUAUCAUUUGUAUAUUUAAGACUUGUUGGGAUGCGUUCAUCCCUAAGCUGAGUUGUAUAGGUAGAAUACAUAUAUAUAUACUGUAUAGGAUGUAUUAUAUGUUUUGUUAUCAUUGAUAUACUUGUGAUUGUUUAGUACUGUGAUCAAACCGAUGUUUCAAUUCUACUGUAAUUCUACCGUUAAAAUAUCUUUUUGACGUCAUUGAUGUCGAAUCCACCUUAUCAUGUCCUCAAAUCCCUGAGCUCACAGAAAAAAUCAUGAAGGGCGUUUACAUCAAUUUUCCGCUCACUUGUCUAUUUUUGGUUGUAGAUGACAGUGGGGAACCAGAAUGACCAGUGAGAUGUUAAGUGGGUUCUCUUCAGGACUUUCAGUCACGCAAGCGUACAAUUAAAAUACAAUGAAGGUCAUAAUGUAACAGAGGGAGGAGAGCUAGAGAAGGUGACAUCGCUUCAAUAAAACAAAGGGCUGGAUGGUAACUUGUAACAACAUCCUGAUAAACUGCAAAGCAUUUUGUAAAAGUAACAAUGGUUAUGUAGAUGAUUCCAAACUGUUUCAAAUAUAUUGAUUAAAAUAAUACAAAGAAUGUAAAUCAGUGUAUUUUGUUCCUUAGGAUUAAUAGUUAGUCCUGGCACGUAUAGUACAGUUCAGUAGGCCUACAUGUGUCAGUGUUGGGCCUUGCAAAGCAAUUUGUGGUAGUUUCAAUACUUUAUGAAAGGCAGGAACUGGGAGUAAUGCAGUGUCCUUCAUAGUUCAGACAAAGCUUAGUGAGAGUGAGCACAAUGAGUUCCUGUUAAUAUUCUCACCUCAAAUAAUAUCUCGGUCGGAGUUAGGAACAAAUAUUCUGCAGCUGUAACAGCGUUACUCUGCUGCCCUCUGUUGCUCAGAGACAGUACUGAAGUCUACACUUUUAAUGGAAUUUGACCUACAGUACCUACCCAGCAGUAUUUAAAAAAUAAAUUGAUUCCUUCCUUGGCCUAUGCUCUUUCACUAAGUUUCAUGAAAGUCUGGCAGGUAUAUUUUCCGUAGUCUUGCUGACAAACACACAAACAAACCUAAAACAAUAUUUGUUCUUACACAUGCAACGCACAACAAUUUUAACAGAUUAAAUUCACAAUAUGGACAUAAAGGUGGGGUAGGUAAUUUUGGAGAAACCAGCUCGAGUGCGCUAGAAUUUAAAAAUACACAGCCGGAAAAAAUCUGCCACUUCGUUACAGAGCCCCUCCUCCAACAUAUACGAACGCGCCGAACGCGCACAUCAACAAUGAGGGCACAAGAUAAAUUUGUGAACAGAUGGAAGGCUGACAGGCAGGUAGGCCAUCCAGUUACUUUAG
Messenger RNA from Notothenia coriiceps (black rockcod), 4645 nucleotides. It is a transcript of the gene lingo3a, whose product is annotated as leucine rich repeat and Ig domain containing 3a. Gene Ontology annotation, cellular component: plasma membrane. The record is from RefSeq and is a predicted model, not a curated record. Lineage: Eukaryota; Metazoa; Chordata; Actinopteri; Perciformes; Nototheniidae. The transcript has 3 exons. Bases 648 to 2480 code for a protein of 610 amino acids. Gene Ontology annotation, molecular function: protein binding.